AUGUUCAACAACGCUGCUCCAGCCUCCACCCCAUCGGGGAACAUUGACGCCUACGCCCUCUUCGAGGCUCUGACGGGAAAGAAGAUUGACAAGGACGCAAUCUCCGAGUCCUCGUCCUCAAGAACUGCAUCCGAGGAAUAUGACGACCUCCGUGACUUCAAGAACGACUCAACCCUCAUCCGGGAGCCUCAGCCAGAUCGCCCACCCAAGGACUCUGAGAUGAUGAUCGGUGCCAUCAACCCUUAUGCCAUGGUGGAAGCUAUGCUCGGCCACAAGCUUGACCGCCGCUCCAUGAAUGUGGCACGUAUCCUUUCAGAUGUUCUGCAGACCGACUACGAUGAGCUGUUUGACAUGAGACACAAGUCUGUGCUCUACGCUGGUCUGCAGUUGAACGAGAAGGAACGCCGGGCCGAGCAGCUUCACGAGAAGGAGAUGAAGAUCCUUGAUGAGCGUGACCUCAUGACUCCCGAUCUCUCCAGGAUUGAGAAGCUGGGCGACCUUGAGCAGAUUGGACUCAAGCAGCUUGAGCACACCCGAGUCAAGAUGGCACGCAUGCAGAAUGGCAAGCUUCGCGUUGUGUUGGAUGCUCACUCGAUUGGACGAACUGUCACCAACCGAGAGCUCACCCGAUCAAUGAAUGAGCUGGCCACUCCCUUCCGCCACAACGACCACGAGAAGGGCCGCUGGUCUCCCCCUAACAGCACAUGGCGCAACAUCGACGAGAUUGUCUUCCAGCACUACAACCAGAGACUGAUCAUGGACCUGAACCGCGUCCGCCUGGGCAACCACAACUUCAACCACAUCAGCAUGGAGAACGAGUGCAACCACGCCAACCGGUUUGACGAUCCCGUCCAGGGUGCAACCAGCAACUCCUGGUUGAUUGCCGCCAUCUUCUCCGUCUUCUGGGCCAACCCGUCGGUCAUCCAGCGUGCGUCGCGCGUCAUGCCCAACCACGAGAUGAUGCACGGAAACGACCAGGAGGGAGGCAACCGCCGCCGGCGCCACUUCAUCCGCUUCCACGACAAGGGCGGCCGCAACAACUCCAAGACCGAGACCGUCGAGGUCGACUACGAGGUGCCCAUCAACAACUCCAGCAACGACCCCAUCUACUGCCGCGCCUCGGGCGAGAACGACAUCUGGCCGGCGCUGUACGAGAAGGCCUUUGCCAAGUGGAUCACCAGGUCCAACUCGGAGCGCCCCGACAUCACGCAGACGGCCCACGGUGACCCCAUCAAGGCCAUGGCGCAGAUCAACGGCCGGGAGCCGCACUACUACUUCACCGAGAAGCACGAGGCGGCUGCCCUCGUCGGCAUCGUGCGUCGCUGCUCGGUCAACGAGAAGACCAUCAACCCCAUGGCCGCCUUCACCCACGCCUCGGGCCGCAUGUACCGCGGGUCCAACCUGGUCGCCAACCACGCCUACUCGGUGCUGGGCUGGACCAACCACGGCGACCGCCAGUACAUCAUCAUCCGCAACCCGUGGGGUGUCACGGAGCCCAUGGGCCUGACCAGCUACCCGGGUCUCCUCGACCGCGUCGAGCCCGAGUUCUGGCGCCCGGCCUGCAUGGUCGACCACGAGGGUCUGUUGGCCGUCGAGGCUCACGCUUUCCGCGAGUACUUUGCCUGCAUCGGUGUUGCCAAAUGA
Neoarthrinium moseri is the source of this 1644-nucleotide messenger RNA. RefSeq lists its product as uncharacterized. Gene Ontology annotation, cellular component: cytoplasm. Lineage: Eukaryota; Fungi; Ascomycota; Sordariomycetes; Amphisphaeriales; Apiosporaceae. The record is from RefSeq and is a predicted model, not a curated record. Bases 1 to 1644 code for a protein of 547 amino acids. The transcript has a single exon. Gene Ontology annotation, molecular function: calcium-dependent cysteine-type endopeptidase activity. Gene Ontology annotation, biological process: proteolysis.